AGAUCAUUGCGGGGCCAGCUGUCGUCAUGUUAUAAGGAUAGUAAGGCGUGCUAUCGAUCGAAGAAAAGCACCCUUCGAGUUAGACAACAAUAAUCGAUCAUUGCGGGAAUUCUACUUCAUUGAGUUGUAUUUGGCCGGACGGUGGUGCUGCUCCUGGAGACGUCUCUGCCGCUGACGUCAGGGGGCUUCAGUCAGGCGGAGCGGAAGCGGAGUCCCGCUGCUUGGGGCUGCUGUCACGGGCAGCCAACGGGUUAGUGCCGCUCUGCGUAUGAACUGAUCCCGCAGGCCAGAAAGCAGCAAUAAAACGCACACGCAUAUAUAUACAAAACAUCGCUACCUAAGCAGGGGUCAUGGAGGCGCAGAGCAAAGAGGAAACCAAGGGACCCGUACUUCAUAUUGUGGUGGUUGGAUUUCAUCACAAGAAGGGCUGUCAGGUGGAGUUCUCCUACCCCCCUCUCCUCCCCGAGGAGGGCCAUGACAGCAGCUUACUCCCUCAGGAGUGGAAGUACCUGCCCUUCUUGGCGUUACCCGAUGGAGCCCACAACUACCAAGAAGACACCAUCUACUUCCACCUGCCCCCCCUGAACGGAGACAUGAAGUGUGUAUAUGCCGUUUCCUGCUACCGGCAGAUAGAGGCCAAGGCGCUGAAGGUCCGGCAGGCUGACGUCACCAGGGAAACGGUGCAGAAGAGCGUGUGCGUCCUGAGCAGGGUGCCCCUGUACGGCCUGCUCCAAGCCAAGCUGCAGCUCAUCACACACGCCUACUUCGAGGAGAAGGAUUUCUCGCAGAUAUCCAUCCUGAAGGAGCUGUAUGAGCACAUGAAUGGUUCUCUGCCUGGCACCGUCCCAGAGGGCUCUCAGGUCUACCUGGGCAUGUCUUCGAGGGAUUUGAUACUCCGCUUUCGGCACAAGAUCCUCAUCCUCUUCAAACUGAUCCUGCUGGAGAGGAAGGUCCUCUUCUACGUGUCACCAGUCAGCAGACUUGUGGAGGCACUAAUGACCAUCCUGUCACUCUUUCCCGGGAUGAUCGAACACGGCCUGGCAGACUCCUCCCACUAUCGGCCGAGGGGGAGCGUGUCCGAGGACCCCGCCCCCGUGACGGCUCCCCCCGCCCCCGAGGAGUUCAUCUCUGUGUCCGUCACGGACGUUGACGGCACCCCCCAGGAGCCGCUGGAGGAUUCAGAAGAAAUGGGCGUCCCCGUGCCUGAAGCUGCCCCAGAGCAAGCAGAGAAGCAGCACCUGAAGCUGCCAUCUCGGUCGUCCCCCGUGUCAUCGGAGAGUGACUGGGAGACGCUGGACCCCGGGGUGCUGGAAGACCGAAGCCCUGUGGAGGCGGCGGUGGGGGAAGUGACAGACGGCGAGUCGGGCUCGGCCAUCACGGUGCAGCCGCAGCCGAGCGGCGGACAGGCCGCCCCGGACCAGGGCAUUGUGUCGGGCCUCCAGGAAGACCAGUACGGCCAGCCUCUUGCCAUCUUCACCAAGGGUUACCUGUGUCUGCCUUACAUGGCUCUGCAACAGCACCACCUGCUGUCGGACGUGACGGUGCGUGGCUUCGUCGCCGGGGCGACCAACGUGCUGUUCCGCCAGCAGAGGCAUCUGAGCGAUGCCGUGGUUGAAGUGGAGGAGGCCCGCAUCCUCAUCCAGGACCCCGAGCUGCGGCGGCUGGUGAGCCUGUCGACGGCAGACCUGCGCUUCGCCGACUACCUGGUGAAGCACGUGACGGAGAACCGGCAGGACGUCUUUCUGGACGGCACCGGCUGGGAGGGCGGCGACGAGUGGAUCCGCGCCCAGUUCGGGCUCUACAUCCACUCGCUGCUCGCCACCUCGCUGCAGCAAGAUAACGAGAAGCUCAUGGCCGACUACGGCGCCCCCUUCGUCUCCGCCUGGAAAGUCACCCAUAACUACAGGGUCUGGCACAGCAAUCCACACGAGGCCAUGUCAGAGGUCGCCGCUGGCCACCCUUUCCAAGGACACUACAGUGUCACCGAUGUAAAACUGCGCUUCUCACACUCCGUGCAGAACAGCGAACGGGGGAAGAAGAUCGGCAACGCCAUGAUGACCACCAGCCGGAGCGUGGUGCAGACGGGAAAGGCUGUGGGCCAGUCGGUGGGUGGGGCCCUGGUUACCGCCAAGUCUGCCAUGUCCUCCUGGUUCUCCACGCUGGCCCAGCCGACCGUUAUGCCUAGCCUGGUUCCGCCCGAGACUAAGCUGUGACCCCCCCCUCCCCCACACCUCCACCCUGCCUUUCCUCUCCUCUCUCCGUUUCUUUCACAUGCAAGACAUUCUUGCACCCCCCCCACCCCACACACGCACCUAGAGAUGAAGAAG
Molecule: messenger RNA, 2327 nt
Organism: Paramormyrops kingsleyae
Lineage: Eukaryota; Metazoa; Chordata; Actinopteri; Osteoglossiformes; Mormyridae
Product: late secretory pathway protein AVL9 homolog
Cellular component (GO): cytoplasm
Source: RefSeq, a predicted model, not a curated record